AUGAAGCUAUUCUUGGCCUUGGCAGGCCUCCUGGCCCCUCUGGUAGUGCUUCAGACCUCCAGUGGUGCCACUCCAGCUAUCCCGGGGGAAGUAAUGGAUUCAAUGGUGCUGACCUGUAUGGAGGAGGCCAAACUACUGGUGGACAAGGCCUACAAGGAUCGGAGAGAGAGCAUCAAGCAGAGUCUGCGCAGUGGCUCCGCCAGUCCCAUGCAGCUCCUCUCCUACUUCAAGCAGCCGGUGGCAGCCACCAGAACGGCUGUGAGGGCUGCUGACUAUCUUCACGUGGCCCUGGACCUGCUGAAGAGGAAGCUGCAGCCCCUGUGGCCAGGGCCUUUCAAUGUCACCGAUGUGUUGACACCUGCUCAGCUGAAUCUGUUGUCCAAGUCAAGCGGAUGCGCCUAUCAGGACGUGGGGGUGACAUGCCCAGCGCAGGACAAGUAUCGCACCAUCACCGGACACUGCAACAACAGACGCAGCCCCACGCUGGGGGCCUCCAACCGCGCCUUUGUGCGCUGGCUGCCUGCAGAGUAUGAAGACGGGGUCUCCAUGCCCUUCGGCUGGACGCCCAGAGUCAAGCGCAAUGGCUUCAACGUGCCGCUGGCUCGAGAGGUUUCCAAUGCCAUCGUGCGCUUCCCCAACGAUCAGCUGACCAAGGACCAGGAGCGCUCACUCAUGUUCAUGCAGUGGGGCCAGUUUCUGGACCACGACAUCACCUUGACUCCCGAGCCAGCUACCCGGUCCUCCUUCUUAACUGGCCUCAACUGCGAGACCAGCUGCCUGCAGCAGCCACCCUGCUUCCCCCUCAAGAUCCCACCUAACGACCCUCGAAUCAAGAACCGAGAGGACUGCAUCCCCUUCUUCCGCUCCUGCCCUGCCUGCACCGGGAGCAACAUCACCAUUCGCAACCAGAUCAACGCGCUCACGUCCUUCGUGGAUGCCAGCGCGGUGUACGGCAGCGAGGACCCCCUGGCCAGGAGGCUGCGCAACCUCACCAACCAGCUCGGGCUGCUGGCUGUCAAUACCCGCUUCCAAGACAACGGCAGGGCCCUGAUGCCCUUCGACAACCUCCACGACGACCCCUGCCUCCUCACCAAUCGUUCCGUGCGCAUUCCUUGUUUCCUGGCAGGGGACAUGCGCUCCAGUGAGAUGCCCGAGCUCACCUCCAUGCACACCCUCUUUGUUCGAGAGCAUAACCGGCUGGCCACACAGCUCAAGCGCCUGAACCCUCGCUGGAAUGGGGAGAGACUCUACCAGGAGGCCCGGAAGAUCGUGGGGGCCAUGAUCCAGAUCAUCACAUACCGGGACUACCUGCCCUUGGUGUUGGGACCAGCAGCCAUGCGGAAGUACCUGCCCAGGUACCGAUGCUACAACGACUCAGUCGACCCUCGAAUCGCCAACGUCUUCACCAACGCUUUCCGCUAUGGCCACACCCUCAUCCAACCCUUUAUGUUCCGCCUGGACAAUCAGUACCGGCCCACAGGGCCCAACCCUCGGGUCCCACUCAGCAAGGUCUUUUUUGCCAGCUGGAGAGUUGUGUUGGAAGGUGGCAUUGACCCCAUCCUCCGGGGCCUCAUGGCUACCCCUGCCAAACUGAAUCGCCAGAACCAAAUUGUGGUGGAUGAGAUCCGGGAGCGACUGUUUGAGCAAGUCAUGAGGAUUGGGCUGGACCUGCCCGCCCUGAACAUGCAGCGUAGCAGAGAUCACGGCCUCCCAGGAUACAACGCCUGGAGACGAUUCUGUGGCCUCCCACAGCCCAACACAGUGGGGGAGCUCGGCACGGUGCUAAAGAACCUGGGAUUGGCACGGAAGCUGAUGGCGCAGUAUGGCACGCCCAACAACAUUGACAUCUGGAUGGGUGGUGUGGCCGAGCCCCUGGAGCCCAGUGGCCGAGUAGGUCAGCUCCUUGCCUGCCUCAUUGGCACUCAGUUUAGGAAUCUUCGAGAUGGUGACCGGUUUUGGUGGGAGAACCGAGGGGUGUUCAGCACACAGCAGAAGCAGGCCCUGGCCACCAUCUCCCUGCCCCGAAUCAUCUGCGACAACACCGGCAUCACCACCGUGUCUAAGAACAACAUCUUCAUGUCCAACUCGCACCCUCGAGACUUUGUCAGCUGUAACUCCCUUCCCAGGCUGAACCUGACUUCCUGGAAGGAGGCCUAGUGG
This is a messenger RNA of Psammomys obesus (fat sand rat), 2160 nucleotides long. RefSeq names its product myeloperoxidase (gene Mpo). Gene Ontology annotation, biological process: response to oxidative stress. Gene Ontology annotation, molecular function: peroxidase activity; heme binding. The coding region runs from base 1 to 2157 and encodes 718 amino acids. NCBI's taxonomy places the organism in Eukaryota, Metazoa, Chordata, Mammalia, Rodentia, Muridae. The record is from RefSeq and is a predicted model, not a curated record. The transcript is spliced from 12 exons.